This is a messenger RNA of Anopheles nili, 728 nucleotides long. RefSeq lists its product as uncharacterized. Bases 144 to 728 code for a protein of 194 amino acids. NCBI's taxonomy places the organism in Eukaryota, Metazoa, Arthropoda, Insecta, Diptera, Culicidae. The record is from RefSeq and is a predicted model, not a curated record. The transcript is spliced from 3 exons.
GGCAGCGUGCAACAAGCAUACAUUUAGGCGCAUUCCGGCGGGACGCGGUCACGGUCGGUCGCAGGACGACCGUAGUCGCAAGGAGCAAAAAAGUGGAGUGCCAGUUGCCAGUCGCCAUCAUCGCCACCGCAACCGUCGGGCGUAUGUGGGCAGUACUUCGCGACACGGCGGUCGGUCUGCUCGCCGAGAUACACUCAUUGCAGAAUGAGGCAAAAAUGUCAAUUAUAAUAGCAAUCGUCUUCAUGGGCUUGCUAGAGUUAGGACGGUCGCAGUACCUAACGAACACGGUACAUAAGACACCAGCUGCAACGGAGAAGAUUAACGAUCUCUGGUGCUACUCGUGCAACGCCACCGACGAUGGUGACGCGUGUAUCGAGCUGUCGUCCGGAAAUAAUGCGUCCUACGUUAAAAAGUGUAACCCGGAAGAAUUUAUCUGCAUGGUCAAACAAUUUUCCUACACGACUAGCACGGAAAACUCCACCUCGACGCCGAAGCUGUGGUCGCUCGAGCGACGCUGCAUCAGCAGCUGCGAAGCGGGUUGCAUAAUUAUAGGUGAACGCACGAAGCUAUACGCGUGCACUAGCUGCUGCGAGAAGUCGCUCUGUAACACCGGCAAGGCACACUCGACCAAUCUGAUCGCACACUUCCGGCGCCCUUCAACCACUCUCGCGAUGGGCCUGUUGAUAUUUCUUAGCGUAGCGAAACCCAUUCUACAAGUGAUGCAUUAG